This is a messenger RNA of Acanthopagrus latus (yellowfin seabream), 1844 nucleotides long. RefSeq lists its product as uncharacterized. The record is from RefSeq and is a predicted model, not a curated record. Bases 161 to 802 code for a protein of 213 amino acids. NCBI's taxonomy places the organism in Eukaryota, Metazoa, Chordata, Actinopteri, Spariformes, Sparidae. The transcript is spliced from 7 exons. Gene Ontology annotation, cellular component: membrane.
CAUCCAACCCAAGUGAACUUUAACACUCUGGAUCGACUUCACCGUGGAAUAACAGCAGCAGAGAGAAAAACUGUUUAAAUGUUUCCUCUCUCAGUUAGAUGACGUUUUUCUGUUGAUAUGAAGGCCUGUGGAUAAAUCAGUUUGACAACAUUCGAGGAAGAUGACGCAGAACAUGUUUCAGGAGGGGCUGUACCAUGUGUUUUUUAAAGAGACACCCUCAACCCGCCCACCGACCCAGGUCACCAGUCAUGCGGAACUAGUCAAUGUCAGGAUCCAUCGCUGGUUUGGGGCCGUGGUGAACACCAGACUGUUAGUCUCUGGGGUGGUGCAGAUCCUCAGUGCCUUGGCUUGCAUAUUAACCACAGUCAUCCAUGCAUGUGUGAGCUACAACUGCUCCAUCUCCAUGACAACACCGGUGUGGUCAAGCCUAUUUUAUGUAGCUGCCGGGUGUCUGGCGUUGGAGGCUCAGAGGAAAGCUAAUAAAAUGAAGAUAAUCACCCUGAUGGGUCUGAAUAUCUUUUGUCUGCUGUUUGGCUUCUCUGCUUUCCUGUCCGUCAGCAUCAGGUCUACAUUUCCUGCCACAUUAAGCACAACCCAACAGCGUGUUGGUUCAUAUGUUGCAAAGGGGAGCGCCAUAGCAUUUUCCGUGAAGUGUUUUCUGGCGUCGCUCUAUGUUCUCCUGGUGUCCUGGAGAGGCCUGCGUCGCUACAGUUCUCCCCACAAUCAGGCCUACAGCCGCGUCGCACAGGUUCCAGAUGAAAUUAACGGGCCUCUACUGGAACAAGAGGAACUGACUCUGUGAAACUGGAAGACCUUGGAAGUAACACACUCCUGCGUGCACAACAUUUAGUAAAACUCAAGUUACUGUAGAAGAUGAGGGUUUGUACUGGCUGGCAUGAGAAGCUUGUCCAGUCCUGAUUGAGGAAAUUAUUAAGACAUUGUGAAACAUAUCGUGUCACCUGACUGAUGACUCAGUGCCACUUCUCCUUUCAGACAAAUUGAAAUUCGCUUUAUCCAAACCAAGUGCAUCAGCAACGUUAAGAUAUGCAAAAAGCACACAAAUAAGAAAUGAUGUAUAUAACACACAAAGAUGACUUGUUAGAAUAAAUUAAGUGUUUUUAAAACUCAUUUUCAAAGACGCCACUCUGUGAUCGUCACUAGAGGGCAGCACUGUCAAUGAUUUCACAUGCUGCACUGUCUGAUUCAUAAACCUGCUGCCUGUCUGGAGUGUUAGAGGACAACACCGCUUCACUUCUGUCGCUUAACAUAAAUUAAAAAAAAAUAAAAUAAAAUAAGCAGAAGUUGUUUGGUGACUGCACAUCAGAGACUGGGUGCUAAUCGUGAAAAUGACGCACACUGAAAUGAGAAGGUGACCACAAGGAUCUUGUUACCAAAGUGUCAUAUAUAGCCUUACACACAGUAUAUACAUACCACACAGUAGGUGGUAGUCCACAGCCCAUAAUUCAUCACCAGAGGGAAGAACAAGUUUAUAAGGUUACAUAUAAGGUUAAAAAGGCCUUUGUAACUACAUAUUGGAGGUUAACAUCACUGUUAGAGAAUUUUAAUUACUAUGAGGAUACGUGUGCUUUACAUCAGCUGUGGGAUGUAUAUGGUAGAGGCUGUAUCUGACACUAGUGUCCAAGUCCUCUCAGGGUGUUUGUAAUAAAACCCUUGGAGUUAAAUGUGCGGCCAUAAUCUCUUCUAUAUAAACACAUUACCAGCAGGCAGGCCUUUUCAUGUAUGAUAGUAACAGUAUGAUGUGUGUAAUGUGAAUAUAAUGUUUGCAUCUACUGUGAAUAAAUGUUUUGGGUUUUUUUUUUUUAGUAAACUUGUUUCCGACUGUU